AUUUAACGUUGCCACUACACGAAUUUUUGACCAGAUGGCAAUAUUUCUUUUCACGAAAAACGUUUAGCGAUUCCGUGCUGCAGCCGCUUUUAAGAGGUAAACAUGCCAGAGCUAACUGAAAUCAAAAACGAAGCACCUUCGACCUCCGCUGAGGCGAAGCAACCGGAGGAUGGGGAUGUACGCGUCGAGGAUGAUGGCAGCGAGAGCGAUUCGGAUAUGAUUCCCGAAUUGGAGGAGGCUGAAACCGGCACCACACAGCUGGGCGGCGGUGCCACAGGGUUGCCCAUUGAUAUGGUUUCCAAGGCAAAGCAGUCGCGCGGCGAGAAGAAGGCACGGAAAAUCAUGCUGAAGCUUGGGCUGAAGCAGAUUCAAGGUGUUAACCGCGUGACUAUACGCAAGUCGAAGAACAUCUUGUUCGUCAUCAAUAAUCCAGAUGUGUACAAGAACCCCCACAGUGACACUUACAUUGUAUUCGGUGAGGCUAAGAUCGAAGACUUGUCGCAGCAGGCUCAAGUGGCUGCCGCCGAGAAGUUCAAGGCACCAGAAGGUCCUCUUGCUACUGAUAGCGUCGGUGCCACCACUUCUGUGGCACCAAUUGCCGAAGAAGAUGAGGAAGAGGUUGACGGAACGGACGUCGAUGAAAAGGACAUUGAGUUGGUUAUAACGCAGGCGAAUACGACGCGUGGAAAGGCCAUUAAGGCGCUGAAGAACAACAGAAACGACAUCGUAAAUGCCAUUAUGGAGCUAACUAUGCUCUAAGGCGCUGGAACGCAGGAACAUCGUUGCUUUCGUUUAUUACCCGCCUUUCGAUAAACUACAAAUAAAUAAACAAAUCCCCAAUCCCAAAUGUUAUGCGUCUCCGCAUGUUAAGCACCAGUCGAACAUUUAACAUACAAUAACAGGAGAAGAAUAAAGUGACAUGCUUUUAAAAGUCAAA
Drosophila hydei is the source of this 937-nucleotide messenger RNA. RefSeq names its product nascent polypeptide-associated complex subunit alpha. The coding region runs from base 103 to 759 and encodes 218 amino acids. The record is from RefSeq and is a predicted model, not a curated record. Gene Ontology annotation, cellular component: cytoplasm; nascent polypeptide-associated complex. The transcript has 2 exons. Lineage: Eukaryota; Metazoa; Arthropoda; Insecta; Diptera; Drosophilidae. Gene Ontology annotation, biological process: protein targeting to membrane.